This is a messenger RNA of Strongyloides ratti, 234 nucleotides long. RefSeq lists its product as hypothetical. NCBI's taxonomy places the organism in Eukaryota, Metazoa, Nematoda, Chromadorea, Rhabditida, Strongyloididae. The transcript has a single exon. The record is from RefSeq and is a predicted model, not a curated record. The coding region runs from base 1 to 234 and encodes 77 amino acids.
AUGUCUGAAAAAUACCAAAAAAGAUGUCAACUUUUAUUAAAUCGUUUAAGUGAAAUACUACAAAAUGAUACAAAAGAAGUUAAAGAUUUAGAGGAAAAAAUUAAAAAAAUUACUGAAGAAUUGAAGGAAGAACAUUUAAUUCUCCAAAAAAAAGAAAAAACAGAAAGAAUUAUUAAACGUAAGAUAGAAGUUUUAAAAGAAAAAAAUGAAACUUUGUUAAAUAAAAUUACAUAA